Salvelinus fontinalis (brook trout) is the source of this 1619-nucleotide messenger RNA. RefSeq names its product zinc finger protein 239-like. Gene Ontology annotation, cellular component: nucleus. NCBI's taxonomy places the organism in Eukaryota, Metazoa, Chordata, Actinopteri, Salmoniformes, Salmonidae. Gene Ontology annotation, molecular function: DNA-binding transcription factor activity, RNA polymerase II-specific; RNA polymerase II cis-regulatory region sequence-specific DNA binding. The record is from RefSeq and is a predicted model, not a curated record. The transcript is spliced from 2 exons. Gene Ontology annotation, biological process: regulation of transcription by RNA polymerase II. The coding region runs from base 309 to 1097 and encodes 262 amino acids.
CAGACGGCGAUGUGCGUCUUUCAGGCGACGCUGCCAGCGUGACGUAUAAUCUAGUGGACGGUUCUUCAUAAACAGCUCGUCAACCACCCCGGUAGCUUGCUAGCCAACAUAGCCGAAAGAUUCAAGCUAUUUAUACGCUUUCGGUGUAUAUUACCUACUGUGUUUUAGCCACACUUCUGUCGUAUCUACUUGUUAACCUAUUUAAUUGAAUAUUACGUUAUUUUGUAUUAGUCAGCUAUAGUAGUUGGCUGGUUAAAUUAGCACUAGCCUAGUCGCUAAUGAUAGCUAGUUAGCUAACAUCCCCGAACAUGAGGUCAGUAAGCUUCUCCCCUCCUGCUAAAGAAGAGGAAGUCUGCUGGACGGAGAAAGAGGGUCUGGGGCUGAACAUUGUUGUGAAAGAGGAGGAAGAGGAGGCUGUUUUUGGAGUGAAAGAGGAGGGGGAGAUUACUGUCACAUUGGAGGAAGAAGAGGAGGUUGGAGAUCUGUUUAACACCAGAGAAAGACCAGACUCUCCCUCUGACAGCAGGAAGAGUCCUUCAGGGGAACCAGACCCAGAGAUGCCCAAACCAGCCAAAGGACAUCACUGCUCCCACUGUGGAAAGAGUUUUACUAAGUUACGAAACCUAAAAGAGCAUGAGAGGACACACACAGGAGAAAAGCCUUUCCAAUGUCCCCAGUGUGGAAACAGUUUUAGUCAGUUAGGGAGCCUGAAAAUACAUAAGAGAAUACACUCUGGAGAGAAGCCUUACCGCUGCUCCCACUGUGGAAUUACUUUUACCUGGUUUGGAAGCCUGAAGUCACAUGAGAGAAUACACACAGGAGAAAAGUCCUACCACUGCUCCCACUGUGGAAAGAGUUUUAGGUGGUUAGAAGGCCUGACAAAGCAUGAGAGGACGCACACAGGAGAAAAGCCCUACCAAUGCUCCCACUGUGGAAAGAGUUUUACUCAGUUGGGGAACCUGAAAUCUCAUCAGAGGAUACAUACACAGGAGGAGAAGACAUACCACUGCUCUCAUUGUGGAAAGACAUUUUCCCAGUCAGACGACCUGAAAUCACAUGAGAGAAUAGAGAGGCUGUGUUCUGACUUAUGUUUUUGACUGAGAAUUAGUGUUUUUGUUCAUGCCAAAUGAAAUCGUAUUGUUUAUAUGAAAUCAUUAAAAAAAAAACUUUACUUUUGCUUUUGUUUUUUUAUCUGGAGACCUGAUCAUGUCUAAAAUCAGAUAAAAUAUUUUAAAAUAUGUAUAUUAUUUUUCUUAUGAGCCUCGAUUGAUUGGAUGCAAAAUGUCAACCCUAUGAUGUUGUUCAUUAUAUUAUUUGCAAAAUGUAAAUUAUUAUAUAAGUAAGUAGCCUUCUAGAACAGCUCAUAGAAACAGGAGCCUUGUCUUGUAUGAUCCAGAACGUCUGUCUGACAGUGUGAGAGUAAUAAGGAAAAUAUUUUUAGUUUUCAUUGUAUUUCCAUAUCUUGACAGGCUAUAUAUAAUUUGACCGCAUCAAUGCAUUUCUAACGAUUACAAUCUGUAUAAAGUCCAGUAAUUUGUUACAUUAGAGGCACGUGUGAAAGGUAAUCCAUUCUGUAAAUACUGUUAAAAGACUAAGAGAUAAUACAUUUUGAAAUGGAA